Epinephelus moara (kelp grouper) is the source of this 3392-nucleotide messenger RNA. RefSeq lists its product as uncharacterized. Lineage: Eukaryota; Metazoa; Chordata; Actinopteri; Perciformes; Serranidae. Bases 228 to 1823 code for a protein of 531 amino acids. The transcript has 2 exons. Gene Ontology annotation, molecular function: DNA-binding transcription factor activity, RNA polymerase II-specific; RNA polymerase II cis-regulatory region sequence-specific DNA binding. The record is from RefSeq and is a predicted model, not a curated record.
GACAGCUCAGCGAAGUAACGUUACGUUAGCACGAUAAACUUCAGUUUCACUUUUGCAGCCAUGUCAGUGUUGUUUGUGGUAGCGAAACUGAAUGUUAACGCGACAAGUCGUCUGAAUUUAACCAGCUGGCUACACACUCUUUGCUCCGCAUCUGCCUGAGUGCCAAGGCUAGUGACUCAAACUUGUCCUGUCUCCUCUAAAGCAGUAGAGAAGCUUGGUGAGAGAGGAUGGAUGGAGUCAGCUGGAGCACCACCAGGGCCCAGGAGUCGUUCAGCCGCUCCAAGACGGCAGCAGACACCCUGUCCAGGCUCGCCAGCUUCAUUGCACGGGCUGACACUAAACAUCACGCCCAAAACCAGAAGCAGCAACCAUCCCAUUUGUCUACAUAUGUUUGUCAAGAAUGUGGUAAGGGCUUCCCUUAUGCAACAGACCUGUUGCAUCACCAGGAACUAAAACACACAUUACCCAAACCGCACCGGUGUCCCUGUUGUGGACAGGAGUUCUCCCUGAGGUCAUCCUUGGAGCUCCAUAAGUGCAGUCGUGAUUCAUCCCUAUGUGAACUUUGUCAUGGAGAGUCACGGCUGGGUUCUCCCUGCCCUGCAUGUAAGACUUGCACCUCAGAUCCUGGCAGGCUGACAGACAAGGCACCUCACUGCCAGCCUCACCUCCUGGACAGUAGCCCUUACGCAUGUGCUCCUUGUGGGAGAGGCUUCAGCCAGAAGCAGGCUCUGCUGCACCAUCAGCAAGCUGGUUGUAGUGAACCACCAUCCCCAUCAGAUAUAGUUGAUGCAAGUAGCCUUCCAGAUGAUUCUCCGCCAGUUUCUGAGGGAGACUCGACCUGCUCUGAUUCUUCAGACACCCCGGGGCCCAGCAGCAGAGCUGUCAAUGUGUGCCAAUUCUGUUCAAAAACGUUCCGUACAGAAGCUAGAUUGCAACGCCAUGAACAGACCAACCAUGCAGAGGAGCAGCUGAUGGCUCCACAGGGACAAAGGACCAAAGGAGAAGGUGCUGUUAGAGAAGCAAGGAAAGGAGCGUCUACCAAUGUGAAUGGAGAUCUAAUUAAAAUGCCAAAAUCCCAAAAGAAAUUACUGACCUGUCGUUCUUGCGACAUGGUUUUCAGGAGCACCUCUAAGCUGUAUGUGCACAGAAAAGAGAAGCACAGCAGAGAGAAAAUUAUUAGAAGAGAACCAAGGCCGGUCAUCAGCAAGCGCAGGAAAGGAGGCACAUAUCCCUGUCAAGUCUGCGGCAAAGUCUUCAUCCAUCAUUUGUCACUUAGGGCUCAUUACAGACAGCACACAGCCUCAAGCUUCACCACAAUCAAAAACAAAAGCCAGCCUGUAGAAUGCACCACCAAAGACUCUGACUUAUCAGAAAAUAGGCCAAAUAAAGUCAAAACCAGCAUAGCAGAAAACAAGACUGUUAAGGCUGGUCCAGGGAGGCCCAGGAAAGUGGCCAGAUUAGAGAAGAAGGUUACUGAUCUAGGGAGAUGCGGAGAAGUGUCUGAAGGAGAGGAGGAUGAACAGGAGAGAGAGUUUCCAUGCCCCUCCUGUGCCGAGGUUUUCUCUCUGCAGUCCCAGCUGAGGGAGCAUGUGGAGCUCCACCAGUCCUCCGUGAAGAGGAGACAGUGCAGCGUGUGCACAAACGAGAUGGAUACCUGUAAAUGGCCGGGCUCGAAGAGGCACAGGCUAUACCACUGUGUGCCUUGCCAGCAGGGUUUCUCAGCACUGGACUCUUUCUUAGAACACUGUCAGGAGCAUCUGCGAGUCAGGGUGGAGCAGGACAGCAUCACAGAGGGCUACACACAUCAGGCCAGCAAAGCCUGACAUCCAGUUUGAAUGUCGUCAGAGAUUGCCUUUUUGCCUUGAAGGGUUAGAGAGCGGAGUGAUGAAAUCUCUGAAAUUCUUGUUGAUCAACCUGUUCAUUGAUUGAGCAUUCAGAACAUCUUGUCUCUGUACCUAUGCUGUUGGUUUGACUUUAUCCAUAACAUAAUAUCAAGUGUUAAAGAGACUAAAUUGUUAAAGGACCAUACCGGGCUUUUUGCAUGUUUUAUUUUGCCCUUUCACUGAAAAUCAAAAAUACUUAACUGCCAAGCAUUUUCUAAGCAUACCAUAGUUCUUCUCAGAUUUUCAAACGUUUUCUACAGCCAUUUUUUUCAGUACAGUAUAUAAAUCAACCAUUUAGUAAAUAUUUAACACAAUAGCUGCGUGUUAAUGCAUUUUUAGUGUGUUCAUGAUUUUAGUCACUCACAAAGCAGCAUUGCAUCAACAAGCAAUGUUGUUGUGAAAUCUAACGAAACAAGAAGAAAACGUAGAUAUUGCAAACUGACCAUACGUACAUGAGUGUCCCACAAGCAUGUGUGUGCACUAAUAAUGAACACCUUUUAAAUUCAUAAUCAAUUUAAGCUUUAUUACAACUUAAUGAUAACACAACUCUGACUUAACAUAAAGCCAACAGGUUCACUGUGAUGGCUUACCUACGUCUAGCCAGUCUGCAAGUUGAUUUUCAUACUUAAAUGAAAUACAUUAGAACCUGCUGCAGCCUGAAAAGUUGGAAAAAAAACAUGCAAAAACACCAGUAUGCUUCUUAAAUAGAGUCUGGCAUAUCCACUCUGUUCAUCUAUUGUUGAAACCACUAUUUGUUACAGAUCUCGUUUCCCUAAAACGUCCUACAGCCAAGAUGGUCUUAGUCCAUAAAAUUACAAUGGGAGUUAAGAUCAUCUUAGCCUUAUGGUGCUUUUGGAAACUAGGCCAUCUGCACGAUCAUGACAUGUUGUAGCCACAGCACUGACAGAGAUAUCUUGUUUGCUAGAGUCUAUUUUUACACCAGGUCCAGACAUCUGGAGUGCUUUAGCUAAGUAAGGUCUGAUAAGUCUUCUGCUGUAUUUCAAUUCUUUGUCUUACAAUUUUGGCAAUAAUAAUUUAUAGAUUGGAUUGGAUUGUCACUGUUGUGUUUAAACCUGGGUAUUUGCAUUUGUAUUUGCAUUGAAUUUGUAGCACUGCUUAAGUAGUGCUUUGGUCAAGAAUGCAAAGUAUUUGUAAGUGCUGUCCCAAGGUACGAUUGAAAUCACAAAACAUGAUAUUUAAUUACAGCCGUCUUUUUAGCUGGCAUGUACUUUGGUGAUAUUACCUAGCUAUGCAAAUGAAUACACUGAUGGCAGCCCACUGUGUCUGUGAUGCUUGAUAAAUGCGAUUGGGUGAAUGAACAAGGAUCAACAUGAGGUUGUUGGGUUGGGGUUUUUUUUUUCUUAAGGAUUUUCAGCUACUGUUUUCAAAGUUCUACUGUGAAAAUGUUGAAAAUGAUUUAAUAGGUUUUGAAGCUUCCACUUUUUCGAGGUCUUUUGUAAAUUAGUCUAUGGUUCUUUAUAGAUAUCAUAAUUAAAACAAUUCUCAUGA